ACACAGGUCUAUUCUGCUGCGGAGUCUCUGCAGCCUCAUGGGCACCGUGUUCCUGCUUCGCUGUGUUACCAUGUUCGUCACCUCCCUGUCUGUACCGGGGCAGCACCUGAAGUGCUCGGGCAAGAUGUACGGGGAUGUGUGGGCCAAGCUCCAGCGUGCACUGGCCAUCUGGAGCGGCUUGGGAAUGACCCUGACCGGGGUGCAGACCUGCGGAGACUACAUGUUCAGCGGGCACACUGUGUGCCUCACCAUGCUGAACUUCUUUGUGACUGAAUAUACUCCAAGGACCUGGAAUUUUGUACAUACCUUGUCUUGGGUUCUGAACUUGUUUGGUAUCUUCUUCAUCCUGGCGGCCCAUGAGCACUACUCCAUUGACGUGUUCAUUGCUUUCUACAUCACUACCAGACUCUUUCUGUACUAUCACACACUGGCUAACACACGGGCCUAUCAGCAGAGCCGCCGAGCUCGCAUCUGGUUCCCCAUGUUCUCUUUCUUUGAGUGCAAUGUCAAUGGCACCGUGCCCAAUGAGUACUGUUGGCCCUUCUCCAGGCCGGUCUUCAUUAAAAAGCUGAUUGGCUAG
This is a messenger RNA of Scleropages formosus (Asian bonytongue), 580 nucleotides long. RefSeq names its product sphingomyelin synthase-related protein 1. Gene Ontology annotation, biological process: ceramide biosynthetic process. Gene Ontology annotation, cellular component: endoplasmic reticulum membrane; plasma membrane; Golgi membrane. Lineage: Eukaryota; Metazoa; Chordata; Actinopteri; Osteoglossiformes; Osteoglossidae. Gene Ontology annotation, molecular function: ceramide cholinephosphotransferase activity; sphingomyelin synthase activity. The transcript is spliced from 4 exons. The record is from RefSeq and is a predicted model, not a curated record. The coding region runs from base 38 to 580 and encodes 180 amino acids.